Molecule: messenger RNA, 1804 nt
Organism: Oryza brachyantha (malo sina)
Lineage: Eukaryota; Viridiplantae; Streptophyta; Magnoliopsida; Poales; Poaceae
Product: U-box domain-containing protein 39-like
Exons: 1
Coding region: 58-1632 (524 amino acids)
Biological process (GO): protein ubiquitination
Cellular component (GO): nucleus; cytoplasm
Molecular function (GO): ubiquitin-protein transferase activity; protein binding
Source: RefSeq, a predicted model, not a curated record
UGGUGGCGAGUCACGCGACGACGCCGCCAGCUACCGCGCGGCCGGGCGCCCGGGUCCAUGGCCACCGCGUGGCCGCGGUGGCGGCCGUCCUCCUCGCCGCCGAUGUCCCCGCCGCCGUCGUUCACGGCGGACCCGCCGGCGGAGUUCCUCUGCCCGAUCUCCGGCACGCUGAUGGCGGACCCCGUCGUCGUCCCGCCGGGGCAGACGUUCGAGCGCGCCUGCAUCCAGGCGUGCGCCGCGCUCGCCUUCUCCCCGCCGGCCGUCGCCGCCGACCUCGCGGCGCUGGCCUCCGCGUCCUCGCCGCUCGUCCUCGUCCCCAACGUCGCGCUCCGCACCGCCAUACUCAACUGGUGCGACCGCCUCUCGCUUCCCUACCCGGCCCCGCUCUCCCCCGACACCGCGCGCGACGUCGUCCGCCGUCUCAUGCCGUCGCUGCCGCCGCCAACGACGACGACGACGGCUCAGCCGCAACACGAGCAGAGGUCGCAGGUGCACUCGGCGCCUCCCCCGCCGCCGCCGGCCUCCUCCGUCCGGACGAGGGGCCAGUACAGCGGCGACUUCGUGCAGCAGGAGACGAGGCAGGCGGGCGGUUCUACGGAGGAGAAGGUCAUGGCCAUGCUCGGGGCGGAGGGGGCCGGCCCCGCGGAGCAGGAGGCGGCGAUGGCGCUUCUGAGGAAGGCGACGCGGGAGAACAAGGAGAUGCGGAGGCAACUCUGCACGGCGCGGCUCCUCGCCGCGCUCCGGCCGAUGCUUCUGUCGGGGGACGCCGGCGUCCAGGUCAACGCGGCAGCAGCGCUCGUCAACCUGUCGCUGGAGGCGGAGAACAAGGUGCGGAUCGUGCGGUCCGGCGCGGUCUCGCCGCUGGUGGAAGUGCUCCGCAGCGGCCACCCGGAGGCGCGGGACCACGCGGCCGGCGCCAUAUACAGCCUCGCCGUUGAGGACGAGAACCGCGCGGCCAUCGGCGUGCUCGGCGCGAUCCCGCCGCUCCUGGAGCUGUUCUCGAGCGCCGGCGCGGAGUACCUCGCCCGGCGCGAGUCCGGCAUGGCUCUGUACCACGUCUCCCUCUCCGGGAUGAACCGCACCAAGAUCGCGCGCACGCCGGGUGUCGUGCGGACGCUGCUCGCCGCGGCGGAGGCGCGGGACCGCGCCAACGAGACCGACGCCGCCGCUCUCCGCAGGAUCGCCGUUAUGAUACUGGCGAACCUGGCAGGCUGCCCGGACGGGAGGACGGCUCUAAUGGACGGCGGCGCGGUGGCCGCAGUGGUCAGGCUAAUGAGCAGCGGCUCCGCGGCUCCGGGGAGCGCGGAGGAGGAGUACUGCAUCUCGGCGCUGUACGGGAUGAGCCGGGGCAGCCUGAGGUUCCGUGGGCUCGCGCGCGCCGCCGGCGUCGAGGCCGCGCUAACGCCGGUGGCCGAUGGCGCCGGCGGCGUGGGCCGGGACAUGGCGCGGCGGACGCUCCGGGCGAUGCGCGGGGAGGACGACGAGGCGUCAGUCACCGCCACGGGGCUCGUCGGCCGGCAGUGGGACGACGGGAGCGUCGUGUCGGAGGGGCUCGUGUCGAUCCGGCGGCCGCCGCCGCACCGGAGCAACUACGCCGCCGGGACGUCCGGGUCAAACACGACGCAGUUCUGAAAAGUCAAAGUCUUCGUCUCUCUUUCUUUUUUUUUUUUCAGUUUCUUGCUAAAGUAUUUUGCUAUAGUCCCCCCAAAAAACCUGGUGGUACUUCUGAUGAAUGCUGGUGUGUAAUUGCAAGGUGGAUUCUUUUGUUGGAAUUGAACUGUAAUUUUAUUCUAUUUGUUAUGCA